Messenger RNA from Closterium sp. NIES-67, 375 nucleotides. The record is from the annotation of a GenBank genome assembly. NCBI's taxonomy places the organism in Eukaryota, Viridiplantae, Streptophyta, Zygnematophyceae, Desmidiales, Closteriaceae.
GCUUCUUGUAUGUAUAGUAUGCAGUGUUUUAAUAUGAACAUAAGGUUGAACAACAACAACAACAACAACAAAAACAACAACAACAACAACAACAACAACAACAACAACAACAACAACAACAACAACAACAACAACAACAACAACAACAACAACAACAACAACAACAACAACAACAACAACAACAACAACAACAACAACAACAACAACAACAACAACAACAACAACAACAACAACAACAACAACAACAACAACAACAACAACAACAACAACAACAACAGAACACUUAUUUUGCAUAAACCCCGUUGUCCUGAAUGCCCUCAUUCAGCAAGGAUGGAAUUUGGGUGGUAGGUUGGUGUUGCAGAAAAUAGUAUUUUG